Messenger RNA from Lactuca sativa (garden lettuce), 2185 nucleotides. RefSeq lists its product as uncharacterized. Gene Ontology annotation, molecular function: protein binding. The record is from RefSeq and is a predicted model, not a curated record. Lineage: Eukaryota; Viridiplantae; Streptophyta; Magnoliopsida; Asterales; Asteraceae. Gene Ontology annotation, cellular component: membrane.
CGUUGACUUUCCUAGGGGACCCAGUAUUAUAAAUUGAUGUCUAACCUUCCUUCAACAAUCCAUUCAUAGAUAUAUACUAAGAAAAGCGACUGUUGGGAUCAGCAUCAACCGUAUUUAGAAAUAAGUUGUGGAUAAAUUGAGGGGAGUAGGUACGUAACCCACCGGAGAGAUGAACCCUCCACGUCCACUGCCCCCACCGAGCCCCUCAACCCACCAGCAGCAGCUGCAUCUACAGCACCAGCAGCAGAACCAAGACGUCAUGGUUCAAAUUCCUCAGCAACCACCAACACACCCGAAUACUCAUCUACCAACACUGCCAGAAAAUCUACCUAGACUAGAACUAAUCAAUGGAAAUAGAGAAGAGUACCUCCAUAUUGGAGUUCCACUUUAUGAAGCGUCAAUCAAAGGAGACUGGAAAGCUGCCGAAGCCAUCCUUGAAACAAGACCAGAGCUGGUACGAUCUGCAAUCACUGAAAAUUUCGAAACACCGCUUCACAUUGCAGCAUCUGCACGAAGCACCAAAUCAGUGGAAGAAUUUGUUAAAAAUCUAGUAACUAAGAUGGAAGCCAAGGAUCUUGAAUUACAAAAUAAAAGUUCCAACACUGCUCUCAGUUUGGCAGCCACUGCAGGAAAUGUUGAAACCGCAAAGAUAAUGGUGAAGAAGAAUAAAGCCGUGCUGGAAAUUCCUGGAAGUCAAGGAAUGAUGCCACUCUAUGUGGCUGCUUUAUUUGCAAGAGACAAAAUGGUGAGGUAUCUUUAUUAUGAGAUUCCCAAUAGCAUGUUAGGAGAUUAUUGGAAAGAUGAAAAUCGGGGAUGGGUUCUUCAGAAAUGUGUUGAAGCCGAUCUCUUCGAUGUUGCUCUAAAAAUAGUCAACGAUUACCCCAAACUCACCACGAAUAAAAGACUACUCAGAGAUAUACUUGUAGUUUUGGCUAAGAAGACCGAUGCAUUUAAGGAAAAAAAGCCACAUAUUAUCUUGGGAACUAUCAAGUCAAUUUUUGCAGUAUUUCACGUGAAGGUGGGGCCUGAUGAAAGAGAAAGUGACGCUCUACAAUUGUUAAAAAUCAUUUGGAAACAGGUUGUCAUAAUGCCUAAGAAAGAUAUCGAUGACAUAAUUCGAGGGCCACCUGCAACGAUUGAAGAGCAUAAAAAGAAAAACACACAUUACCCUUCCCGGGUACUUUUCGUUGCUGCAAAAAUGGGUAACAUAAAAUUUAUAAGUGAGCUCAUUCGGUCAUAUCCAGAUCUAAUAUGGAAGGUAGAUGAAAAAGGGCUAAGUAUGUUUCAUAAAGCUGUCAAGCGUCGUCAAGAAAAGAUCUACAAUUUGUUAUAUGAAAUAGGCUCAAUGAAAGAUUUAAUAACCCCUAUCAAAGAUGACGUUGGCAAUAAUAUGUUGCAUUUAGUUGGGAAGAGUGCUAAGCCAAAUCGAUUUCAAAACGUGUCAGGAGUUGCUCUACAAAUGCAACGAGAGUUAUUAUGGUUCGAGGAAGUAAAGCAGAUAAUCCCUCCUUCUUACAGACAAAAGAAAAAUUUUGCUGGUGAAGAACCACAUGACAUAUUCACAAAGAGUCAUGCAAAACUAGUUGAGAAAGGUGAGGAGUGGAUGAAGGACACAGCUGCACAAUGCAUGGUGGUUGCCACUCUUAUAGCAACCAUAGUAUUUGCCGCUGGUUUUACACUUCCUGGUGGUUAUGACCAAAACAAUGGACUUCCUAUGUUCGGCCCCAGAUCAGCACUGGUUGUUUUUGUGAUCGCAGAUGCCAUUUCAUUGAUAUUCUCUUCAACCUCAGUCCUUAUUUUCCUAUCUAUCCUCACAUCUCGUUAUGCUGAACGUGAUUUCCUGGAAUCAUUACCGAAAAAGCUGAUGUUCGGUCUUGGAACACUCUUCCUCUCGAUUGUGACCAUGAUGAUUGCAUUUGGUUCGAGCUUCUUCUUACUAUAUCAUAAAAACCAGAAAUGGAUACCAUAUAUGGUCGCUGGUUUUGCUGCUAUACCAGUCAUUCUGUUUGCCUUCCUGCAAUCUCGUCUUUUAUUGGAUGUCUUCUACUCAUCAUAUCGAUCCAGAUAUCUUUUUAAGCCCAAGAAACAUACGCUUUACGAUUAGAGAAUCAGUGUAACUUUUUUCCAAGUUGUAACUCAAAAUUGUUAUUGAUGGUUUAUAAUGCGCAUGCUUGAUUAUGUAUUA